Molecule: messenger RNA, 2549 nt
Organism: Neofelis nebulosa (Clouded leopard)
Lineage: Eukaryota; Metazoa; Chordata; Mammalia; Carnivora; Felidae
Gene: KRT20
Product: keratin 20
Exons: 8
Coding region: 27-1328 (433 amino acids)
Molecular function (GO): structural molecule activity
Source: RefSeq, a predicted model, not a curated record
UCAGGUGCUCCCUCCUACCAUCUCCAAUGGAAUUCACCGGCAGAAGCUUCCACAGAAGCCUGAGUUCCUCCUUGCAAGGUCCUGCACUCAGCAUGAGAGGUUCCAUGUAUGGGAAGGGAGGCAUGCAGCACUUUGGGGCGGCACCCAGCGUCUAUGGGGGGGCUGGAGGCCAGGGCAUCCGCAUCUCGACCUCCAGACCCAUGGUGGGCUAUGGGAGUGAUCUCACCAGAGGAGACGUGUUUGCUGGCAAUGAUAAGAUGACCAUGCAGAACCUAAACGACCGCCUAGCAAGCUACCUGGAGAAAGUACACUCCCUGGAGCAGUCCAACUCCAAACUCGAACUGCUGAUCAAGCAGUGGUAUGAAACAAACACACCCGGCAUCAGGGACGACAGUGCAUAUUACCAACAAAUAAAAGAGCUGCAAAACCAGAUUAAAAGUGUACAACUGCAAAAUUUUCACUGUGUCCUGAAAAUUGAUAAUGCCAAACUAGCUGCUGAGGACCUCAGGCUGAAGUAUGAGGCUGAGAGGGAGAUGCGCCUGACAGUGGAGAGUGAUAUCCAAGGCCUGAAUAAGGUCUCGGCUGAUCUAUCCCUAAGUAGAACAGACUUGGAGAUUCAAGUUAAAGAACUGACUAAAGACCUGGAUCUCCUCAAAAAAGAACAUCAGGAGGAAGUAGACAGCCUACGCAGACAUUUGGGCAAUACUGUAUGUGUAGAAGUGGAUGCUGCUCCAGGCCUGGAGCUUGGCACCAUCAUGAAUGAAUUGAGGCAGAAGUACGAAACAAUAGUCCAGGAGAACCUUCAGAAGGCCAAGGAACAGUUUGAGACACAGACUCAACUUCUGCAGCAACAAGUCACAGGGAGCACUCAAGAGAUAAAAGACAAUGAGGCUCAAGUAAAGGAGCUGAGACACACCUACCGGAACCUAGAGAUCGAACUCCAGUCCCACCUCAGUAUGAAAGAAUCUUUGGAGCGUACAUUAGAGGAGACCAGAGCUCGUUAUGGUAGCCAAUUGGCCACCAUCCAGGCACUGCUGAACUCCAUAGAAGUCCAAAUGACACAGAUUUGGAGUGAUACAGAACGCCAGAACAAGGAGUACAAUAUCCUCCUUGACAUAAAGACCCGGCUUGAGCAGGAAAUUGCUACUUACCGCCGCCUUCUGGAAGGAGAAGAUGUCACACAGACAAACACAACUAUAGAGCAUCUGCCGAGCACCCUGGAGGAGAAAGAUGUGAAGAGAAAAAGGAAGAUUAAGACGAUUGUGGAAGAAGUGGUGGACGGCAAGGUUGUGUCGUGUGAAACCAAAGAGAUGGAAGAAGAUGUGUAAACAGUUGCCGGGAGAUGCUGCUGAGGGUUUGAAAGACAUGUAGACAUAAUUUUUGCUCCCUACAAGAAAGUGGCCAUCAGAAAGCGCUAUUAAAAAUGUGUAGUGAUCAGAAGCGGGGGAAAGCCCAUUUAUCAGUCUCUAUAACUGAAUAUAGAUGUUUUAUUCAGAGGAGUUGCAAACUGCCUACAAAAAUAAAACCCAGUGAGCACUAGGACAUUUAAAACCUCAUUACCGCCAUCUUUACCAUGAAACACAUUGGGUAUAAGCUAUAGAUCACCUAAUAUCAAUUUGUUAACGUUCCUGAAAAUUAUAGCACAUUUGAAUUAUACUAAACUUUGCAGAGCAGAGGAGUCCCUGCAAAUUGCAAAUAAACCACUCUCUAAUCUUUCCUGUUUCCGAAUUACAAAAUCUCCUUUCGGGGGCCUCUGGAUUCUUAAUUGAGCCAAUUUCUUGGUUAAUUUCAUUGGAUUUUUGAUAUUGGUAUAAUCCUGCUAGCUUUGAGUUACAUCUGCUUUCUUUUCCAUUGUCUUCAUUGCCUUUUAAAAUUCACCUCAGCUCAGGGCACCUGGGUGGCACAAGUCAGUUAAGUGUCCGAAUUCAGCUCAGGUCAUCAUCUCAUGGUCCAUGAGUUUGAGCCCCAAAUGGGGCUCUCUGCUGUCAGCACAGAGCCCGUUUCAGAUCCUCUGUCUCCCUCUCUCUCUGCCCCUCCCCACUGCUUCUCUCUCUCUCUCUCUCUCUCUCUCUCUCUCUCUCUCUCUCUCUCACUCUCACACACACACACAAAAUAAAUACAUAAACUUAAAAAAAAAAACCAACUCAACUCAGCUCUUCGAAUAAUUUGAGAGUCAGACUCCGAUUUCAAAUGCUGAGCAGAAUAAGAAUGAAGCACAUCAGGCUUGAAAUGGGAAUAGAUUAGGGGCACAGGUCAAUAUCAGACUCUUGAUUUCAGCUAAUGUCACGAUCCCAGGGUCCUAGGAUCAAGCCCUCAAGCCCUGGGUUGGGCUCUGUGCUGAACCUAGAGCCUGCUUAAGAUUCUCUUGUUCUAGGGGCACCUGGAUGGCUCAGUCGGUUGGGCGUCCGACUUCGGCUCAGGUCAUGAUCUCCCACUCCAUGAGUUCAAGCCCCGCAUCAGGCUCUGUAAUGAUAGCUUGGAGCCUGGAGCCUGCUUCGGAUUCUGUGUCUCCCUCUCUCUCUGCUCCUCCCCUGCUCAUGCUCUGUCUC